CAUUUCUCCAGACAAGAUGUGACUGUAGUUUAGUGGUAAGAAUUCCACGUUGUGGCCGUGGAGACUAGGGCUCGAAUUCCAGCAACGUCACAAACCUUUUAGUUUAUGAGCGUUAUAACUUCGAACAGGAACAACGGCGUUUGAAAUAUUGCCUUAAAGUCCAGGUCAACGCACCCUUGCUUUUUUUAAGAGUUGAGGCUACGCUUAACGCUCCCUGCGUGUUCCCGACCCAACAAACAACUUCGUUCCUCGACUAACAAGAAAGUAAGAGAUAUGAUUGAUGAUGAAGCCUUGGGAGUCAUUGCCAACAUUCUUGGCAUCUUCAUUUUUGCUUUGGUUAUAGCUUAUCACCUGGUCACUGCGGACCCCAAAUAUAAAGUCAUCUAAGAUAUUUGAAUUUAAUUUCUGAUGUAUUCAAAACAAAAAUUUUCAUGGAUUCAAUUUUGUUGAUUGAUCUGUAAGGUCAGUUUCUUUCUAUGUAUGACUUAAUAUUGAUGAAACCACAAUUUGAUUGAGGCU
This is a messenger RNA of Glycine soja, 519 nucleotides long. Its product is annotated as dolichyl-diphosphooligosaccharide--protein glycosyltransferase subunit 4A-like. The coding region runs from base 274 to 387 and encodes 37 amino acids. The record is from RefSeq and is a predicted model, not a curated record. Lineage: Eukaryota; Viridiplantae; Streptophyta; Magnoliopsida; Fabales; Fabaceae. The transcript is spliced from 2 exons.